Messenger RNA from Aedes albopictus (Asian tiger mosquito), 657 nucleotides. RefSeq names its product oxidoreductase-like domain-containing protein 1. NCBI's taxonomy places the organism in Eukaryota, Metazoa, Arthropoda, Insecta, Diptera, Culicidae. Gene Ontology annotation, cellular component: mitochondrion. The record is from RefSeq and is a predicted model, not a curated record. The transcript has 3 exons. Bases 213 to 539 code for a protein of 108 amino acids.
GGAUUUAGCUCAGUGUCGCUUCAGACUUUAUCAGACGCUAGAUCGAGACAGUGGCACACAAAUUUGAACAGUGAAGUGCAUCAUAUUUCGUGAUAAUUUUUCAUACAGAAAAGUUGAAUCAUGUAAAGUUUAGUUUAAUCUACAAUUUCGGAUCACAAAAUGCUGAGUAAAAUUGGAAUUAACAUUGUUUUAAAUCAAUCUUCGAAUGAACAAUGGACAGGAUUCGUGUACUGAGUAAUCCAGCUAGCAGGCGCAUCUGUUCUCGACUUUUUUGCAGUGCAAAGAAUGGUAAAAGCAAUGAUAGUAAUCCUGGAAAACACAUUGAACUUCCUCCCGAACCCACGACAUGCUGCAUGUCCGGUUGCCAGAACUGUGUCUGGAUCGAAUAUGCCAACGAGUUGACCAAACUACUGAACGACGGAGGCGAACAGGCACGGGAAAUUGUGCUGCAGAAAAUCACCGACCCGAGUUUGAAAAUGUUCCUCAGGAUGGAACUGCAAAAUCUGGAUGGCGUCAAAAAAGGGCCACCCUCUGAAUGAAUCGAUGGUAUUGAAGAAGAUAGGUGAACUGCUUUUUGCUGAAACCACUUGUAACCAAAAAUAGCUUGGUUUGUAAAUUAUUUUUUGUUGUUAGGUUAAAUAUAUAGUCGGGUUCUAA